ACCCCGUUUAAAUUAUAAACAAUUUAGAAUGCUUUACGAUCUCUAUAAGCGUUUUUUUUGUUUGGUGACGUCACGUGGACUAUAAAGACCAAUUGCUCAGAUUAUUUGCGUCAGUCAGUCGUAGUUGUUAAGUUGUAAAGUGGUCUAUGUAAAUUUGUAAAUAAACACUUUUUGUUCAUUGUUUCGAAAAACGCUUACGUUUUAAUACAGUUAACUUUACAUUAAUACGUUUAAAAUUUUGGUAUUCGUUUACUGUUUACGUUAUCUUUAUUGUUUUUUGACAGCUGCAUUAUUUUUUGGAACGUUAAUAAAUAAAAUAUGAAGAUAUACGUUGCUAUUGCAUUUAUUUCUUUGGUUGGUUGUGUGUCCGCGCAGUGUAACAUUCCACCACAAUAUUGGUGCGAUUCUUUGUCCGUUGCUCAAAAAUGCGGCGUUGAAUCUGCUUGCCGUGAGUUUCUAAAUGCAGAAGCUGCAGAGCCUGUUAACAUAGAGUUAUACUUCGAAUCCUUAUGCCCUGGGUGCCGCCAGUUUAUCACAACGCAGCUCUAUCCAACUUGGAUGAGCCUCAAAGAGUCUGGAAUAAUGGCAGCUUCAAUGGUGCCUUAUGGAAAUGCAAAAGAGGUUCAGCUCUCCAGUGGUUUGUGGAAUUACACUUGCCAACAUGGAGCAGAGGAGUGUGUAGGUAACCUGAUAGAAAAUUGCAUAAUUCAUUACUCAGAAGAUAAAUUCGACACAUAUUUCCCCAUUCUAUACUGCAUGGAAGAUGCCUCCGAUCCAAUAAAGGCAGCAGAAAUGUGCGUAAAAAAAUCUGACUUAGACUGGGACCAAAUCCAUACAUGCUCCAAAGGCGAACAGGGCAAUCACUUAAUGCAUAAAUCAGCCAUGAAAACAGAAGCCCUGGACCCAGCACAUAAGUAUGUCCCAUGGAUUGUCGCCAAUGGAAAACACACCGAAGGCAUGCAGCAGGAGGCACAGGGAAAUCUUUUGAAAUUUGUAUGUGAUACCUAUACCGGUGCAAAGCCUAAGGAAUGUCAAUCAGGCAUCAAAUUCAAGCAGAUUGUAUCUUUCCGUGAAAUGUAAUCAUUUAUUUUCAUGCAGAAUUUCCACCAAUAUAAUUUUCUAUUCAAUUUGACUAAAAUUUUCUAUUACUAUAGCUUCAAAAUUUUGUAAUUUUUUCCACUGUUUAUUAAAUUACUUUAACUUUACAAAUAUUUUAUUUUUUCCACUGAUCUAUUUUUUGAAUUCUGUUACAUGAAGGCAGCACUAUCUAGCACUUACAUAUUGUCAAUUUAAAAAAGAGCUUUUAUUUAAUUAAAUUACAUAAAAUAAUUGCCCAACUUACAAAAUUUUUUGGCAGGUCGUUGAUAAAAACAUUCUGAUUUAUAUAAAAUUAUUAUUGAUAUGUCCGUAAAAUGUGUUGUUACCAAAAAUUAUAACAUUAAAUGAUGUACAUGAUUAAAUUCAAUCUAUACCGAGUCCCUAUUGCAAUUGUUUGCAGCAAUCGCAUGCAUUAAAGUUUUAUUUGCAGAAUUGCUUAAAUUUAUUUACAUAAACUGCAGUUGCACCAUAUCAUGUGCUUUUUGAUCUCGUGCUACUCAUUUGCUAUGCAAACAAUGUAUGUUGAUUUGGCAAUACUUUUAAAGGGCACUAUAUAACAUGCAUGUUAAUAGCUACAAUACAGCUUAUCUCAAAUUUCUGUAACCACUAAUUACUCUAUGCAUUCCAAAUUGUAGCAAAUAUUAUUUUUCAGGACAGGCUUUUUUCAUUGUGUUUAACAAAUUCUUCAUAACAAGUAUAAAGUAUCACCUUACUUAUGCAGUAUUAAUGAAUUCAUACUGUAAAUUUAUGUCAAUUACAUAACAAUCUUCUUUAAAAUUCUCAAAAUUAUAAAUUCCAUGCAUUA
Molecule: messenger RNA, 1903 nt
Organism: Ciona intestinalis (vase tunicate)
Lineage: Eukaryota; Metazoa; Chordata; Ascidiacea; Phlebobranchia; Cionidae
Product: gamma-interferon-inducible lysosomal thiol reductase-like
Cellular component (GO): lysosome
Molecular function (GO): oxidoreductase activity, acting on a sulfur group of donors, disulfide as acceptor
Source: RefSeq, a predicted model, not a curated record